This is a messenger RNA of Dichomitus squalens LYAD-421 SS1, 2777 nucleotides long. RefSeq names its product Pkinase-domain-containing protein. The record is from RefSeq and is a predicted model, not a curated record. Bases 925 to 2601 code for a protein of 558 amino acids. NCBI's taxonomy places the organism in Eukaryota, Fungi, Basidiomycota, Agaricomycetes, Polyporales, Polyporaceae. Gene Ontology annotation, biological process: protein phosphorylation. The transcript has 11 exons. Gene Ontology annotation, molecular function: protein binding; protein kinase activity; ATP binding.
CGCUGCAUGGCCGGCCUGUGUAGUAUCGGGCCCCGUCUCUGCGCCCUAGCCACGCUCCAUGAGACGAGAGAUCAUCUCCCAGUGUUAUCCCGAAUUCGAGACCGUCCAGCAUCGUUGGCAAGUAACCGAUUCAACGAGUAAGCCGAAAUUGGACUUACCAUGGCACUCAUCCUACGCUGGACCAGCAACUAACAUGUCAGCUCGGAUGAGGUGCAGGGGAUGUUCUAGGGGAUAUCCUUACCAUACAGUAUGAUCAGGAUCACGAGAACGAGCCCGUGGUAAGAAAUUCGAGUCAAGAAGGAAGUGCAAGCUUGAAGCUCAGGUUUGUUUUGGGUAUGUCGAUCGAUCGAUCGAUCCCGCCAGCGUUGUGAUCGAAUACGUGCGGCUGUGUAGUAUGUUCUUACUCGCCGUGGAUCGUCGGAGUAUCCGCGGGAACGAGCCUGCUUGGACGCGGCGUAGUAUGGGUUCUAAGAUGCACGUCCGAAUCCAAUGGUCAGAGAGCUACAGGCUGGCUUGAACGCUCGGGCAUCAGAAUGCUGCUUUGAGCAGACCAAGGAGGCGAUGCGUGCGAACACCUUAGGAGUCCGACAAACUCCGCGCCAGUAGCCGGUGGCGGAGCGAAUAUCGACACGUCGAGUCGACAACUUGGUAGUCCGUCAUUCCCCGAGUUUAUUGGUCCUCUGGAGACUCCCACUCAUUGGGUGGGCGACUACGCUCUUCUCUCAAACUAGCACUCCCCUGCGGCGGUGAAUGUUGUAAAGCCUAGCACCCGCCACGGAUCGUCAAGUGAUCCAUAAAUCGCGCAGGGCUCGUUCCUUUGCCUGAAGUCACCCCUCUGAGCGUCUCCGUGCAAAUUUAGAAUCAUCAUUCCGUCGCCUCCAAUCUUACUUUGCCUCGCAUACACACCGGUGGCUCGAUGACGCGAUGGCCGUAGCGGAGGUUCCUACCCAAUCAACCCAGCAGUCGACGCAACCAACGCAGGAAGCCUCUCAGGACAAGAGCCUUGUUAGCGUGGAGAUAUGGGGUUCUCUGAUUCCCUUCAAUCCGAGCAAUACACACCUUAAACGUAUAGACCUCAUCAAACUGCAGCAGAAGUAUAUCAUCGGCCGCAGCCGUCAGGAGGAUGUAGAUAUCUCGUUCCCGAAGUGUAUGAAAAUGAGUCAUAAGCACUGCAUGAUCGAGUGGGACGGCGAAGAGACGAGCUCCUCCGCUGUCAUAGUGACAGACCUCAAGUCAUCGAACGGUACAUUCAUCAAUGGCCAGCGCCUUGGGAAGGGCCAGUGCAAGUUAAUGUACGAUUGGAAUAUCAUCGGUUUCGGGCCUCCGAAGGAUCCCGCAGACGCGAAAGAGGACUAUCGAUUCGUGUUCCGACACAUGGCUGCCAAGCAAAGCCCGACGGAAGGCAUUUAUCGUUUCUACGACCUUCACCACGGGCUAGGCCAAGGGGCUUUCGCGACAGUGGUGAAAGCGCUCCAUAGAGUCGAGGGCAAGUGGUAUGCCAUAAAGUCCUUCCCGGGAGAGAAGCUUCAGCAAUUCCUCAAUCAGAAGUCGCGCGGUGUCGACUUGAUGGAAUCCACGGCCAAGCACUUGAAACGGGAAAUCAACGUACUCCAGCGUCUUCGGCACAGAAACAUCUGCCAGCUGAAAGAGGCGUUCAUCGACUCGGGGUAUAGCGUCAGCAUGGUCUUAGAAUACGUCUCCGGCGGAGAUCUGAAUGCCUACGUGAACAGACGUGAUGUGCUCUUUGAAUCCGAGGCGCAGGGCAUUACGUAUCAAAUAUGUGACGCCUUGUCCUACAUUCACAGCAUGGGUGUUGUGCACCGCGACUUGAAGCCAGAGAACGUGCUGCUGACCGAAGACCGGCCGCCGAUCGUGAAGGUGGCCGACUUCGGACUGGCAAAAGUUAUGGAUUCUCUGGCCAUGAUGCAGACUAAAUGUGGCACGCCCGGUUUCGUUGCCCCAGAAGUCUUAGAUCAGGGUCCUGAUGGCUACGAUCAGGCCGUUGAUAGCUGGAGUCUCGGAGUAAUGGUCUUCGUGAUGUUGACCAAAUGCCACCCCUUCCACCACGAAACUAGCUCCGAAGUCGAUUGGAAACUGCUAGAAGAAUUCAACAUAUCCUGGGAAGGGGAAGAUUUCCUCCACGGACUCUUGGUGCUCGAUCCGCGUGAACGCUUGACCCCUGCUCAGGCGCGUGAUCAUGCCUGGCUAUGCGCCCAGGUUACGAAAGAGCGCGUCCGACUGAUAGAACACGAACUCUCGCGUCGUUCGGUGGCGUCCCAGACGGAACCGCGGAAGCUCAAGAAGCGUCCUCGAGCCCUCCUUGAGGGAUUCAUGCAAAUGGACGCAGGACCAUCUCGUGCAGGGGUGAAGCGCAAGGCGUCCUUGGUAGAACUCGGCAGUUCCCUGUCUUCCUUAUCUGUCGACGAUGAGAAACCCCGAGCGAAGAGAGCACGUGCAGCGGAAAAGGACGGAGGUUCCGAGGAAACGAUCGUCCCUGAUUCGUACCGCCCUUCCGCUCCUCCUCGCUUAGUCUGGACCGCCGAAGAUAUUAAUCCUGACGAGAUUCCUGGACUUGGUAUGUGGAGCGGCUCAUCCGCCUGAUGUUGGUGUCCUCGUGGGCGCGGCUCAGGCUCGCGCUCGGACAUGCGGACAGCUAUCGGUUUGUUGCUAUGUGCUACCUUAGCUGUUGGUAAUCGUCGCCUUUUUUUGUGUAUAGCGAUUGAGUGUACUUCGUAACUCGCCAAUGCAACUUAUAUGGCAGGGCUGGCCUUGUCUCC